CGCGGUGACUCAAUUGCGACACGUGGCAUGGUUGGGCAGACAAAGUUUGUGUGCUUGUCAUUAUAGCGUUGGACAUGCAUGGAUGAUACACCAUUCUAUCAGGCCAGGAGCACAUUGUACAAUAUUGAUCAAAUGGAGAGAAGGCAGUCUGGUCGAGUUGCAAAGUGUUGUGGCUGAUUGUCGUUGUGCUGCAUCCUCGCUGUGCCCGCAGUUUGGCCGUGAGCCCGAAUCUUGCCUCGAGGGGCCGGAGCGCGUCAAAUGUUUCCAUGAUCGACCGUAGCCUGGCUCCUCUCCUCCCCCGGCUGCGCUUCGGCUCCGGCAUCGCCCAAGCCAAUCAGAGCAGCAGCACAUUGCUAGAAACAUCGAGAUCCGAGAGGCUCGUGACGCUGGGUCCGAUGACGUCGUCACGAAACGUGAAUACGACCUACUUGGUAGGUACUAUACAUACUUCGACAAGUCCAAUCGACUGCAUUUCUCUCUGCCAGAUACAACUAACUGAAUAAACCAUUGAGGGACGUUGCAACUCCAUCUUCAUUCCACAAACACAUCACCAAAACAACACAAGACAAGACAACAACCAUCAAAAUGCCUCGAGGAGCAGAGUACGACAACGGUGUCCCACAGUCCGACAACGCCGUGGAGGCCGGCCACAACAUUGUCCACGGGGAUGGAAAGCCAACCUCAGAAUCCGACGUUUCACGGUCCCACAAGACCGCACCGCUGCCCGAGGGCUUGAAAGAGAGUCAUGACGAGACUCACAGCGGGGGUGGAAGCCGGGGACUCCAGGGCCACACCGGCAGCGGAAAGGGCGGCCAUGAGCCCAAGAGCGUCGGACAACACAAGGAAGUUCGACAAUAAAGAACCCAACACUUGAGUCACGACUGGUCAUCGAUCGAUGUCUUUGGGGGUCGCCAGUCGGGCUGUAACAUAUGGCGGUUCAUAUGGCAUUGAUGUCAACAUGCCUGAGCAUGCCUUUUGAACAAGGAUACUCAGAGGGGCCUUGGAUGUAUGUGUAUACACACCACCUGCCCACUCCGUCUCCAUCAUGAACCUCCGAAACGAGGUGAAGAGAUGGAGACUAUUUUCGGCACAGCUGUCGCAAAUCGGAAUGAAAGAUAAUUUGAAACAACAGACCAGAAUACUAGUACUGUACCCGACAAGAUGUUGCUGUAGAGAACAACUAAGUGAGCACCUGAGACAUGACCCCUUUCCCCUGGCCCUCAAUGGUCGCGAUGCGGGUUCGUGAUCGAGACGGUCGAGACUUCACGAGCUGAGCCCAUGGUCAGAUCACACGUUGGGCAAGAAUACUAAUGAUGGCUACUACCUGUCGGUAUAGGUUCGUAGAUCAUUGAUAGCUUCAAACUCCCUGGCUACAGUGCAGCAUGUACAGGUCCCGUCUCUCAUGCUGAUCCAUGCCGUCGUCCACUGCGGAUACAACAACUAUAUGUACACGGAAACUCGCUCGAAUACUACAGUUGUAAAAUCCAUCUUAUCGCAAAUCCCAUGUAGAUAGACAAAUAACCGAAAUGCAGUGCCUCUUCUCUAACGCCUUGCUCCCCUGACCGCUUUGCUUCGCCGCCCUAGCACAAAUUCACAUAUUGCCGGCGUUGCCCAGCGUCCAAAAAAAGGCAACAAAAAAAAAAAAAAAAAAAAGA
Exophiala dermatitidis NIH/UT8656 is the source of this 1655-nucleotide messenger RNA. RefSeq lists its product as uncharacterized. NCBI's taxonomy places the organism in Eukaryota, Fungi, Ascomycota, Eurotiomycetes, Chaetothyriales, Herpotrichiellaceae. Bases 586 to 858 code for a protein of 90 amino acids. The record is from RefSeq and is a predicted model, not a curated record. The transcript is spliced from 3 exons.